Molecule: messenger RNA, 882 nt
Organism: Dibothriocephalus latus
Lineage: Eukaryota; Metazoa; Platyhelminthes; Cestoda; Diphyllobothriidea; Diphyllobothriidae
Source: the annotation of a GenBank genome assembly
AUCACAAACGUUGACGACGUUGGUCUUCUGACCCUGCAACUGAAGGAGCUCCAGGAUAGCAAUGUUAUUCAGUCAGUGUCUAUCGAUAGCGGUCCAACCAAAAAGAUGGGCUAUCGACGCAACCUACAGGUGCUACACAAAGUCGAGGAGUUACGUGGAGCCGACAACAUGAGGUCGCUCUCCCACGAACAGAAGCCCACUAUCGCCAUAAUCACUAAUCUGCUCUGCGAGAAGCUGGCGGUUGAUGCACUGAUGGAACGUAAAACCACCUACGUGCGGUACAAAACCGAAGGUGACUCAAACGUCUACACAAUUGGAUACAUUGGGAAACAAAAGGUGAUCUCAGUGAAGUUGCCUAUGGUCGGUCGCGAACUGCAAGCCAAGAUUUCCUCCGGCAGUAUUACCACACGCCUGCUUGGUGCGUUCCAGUCAAUUCAGCAUGUCCUUCUGGUUGGUGUCGGUGGCAGCGUGUCCCACGUCUACGAGUUUAACAAGCACUCGCGUCUUGGCGAUAUUGUUGUCUCCGCGCCAGAAAGUUUUGAUGAUGCUCCAGAGGCUGACAAAGUUAAUGGCAAGCCCCAACAGGUCGCUGAACCAUUCUACGUCUACUGCGAAAAAAUUGACGAGCUGUCUAAUGGAGCUACUACUAAUGGCGGAGCCACGGCGCCCAUUCUCUUCUCGUACAGAAACUUUGCACCCAAGGAUCUGGUGCUGCUAAGCUGUGCGAAAUUCCUUGUUAACGAAUUCAAGAAGGCGCCCAAAACCUGCCCUUGGAUGCGAUUUAUCGAAGAGGGUUUGCAAAACCUCAAAGAUAAUGAGUUUGACUACAGCAGGCCGCCGCCAGAAUCCGACAAAUUAAAACUGCAGGUAAGUUUUUGCUAA